AUGGUCCCUCGGGUCCCUGCUGUGCUCCUAAUCUCUUCGUACAUCCUCCUGCUGAUCUCCGCAAAGCAGGCGCCGCUAAGCAAGUGCGCCAUCGUCGCUCUAGGCGGGUUCUCAUCUUCCUCGGUCCAUUGCUGCGCGGCUUUCCGCACGAUCGGACACAGCGGGUCUCGCUUUAGUGCCGCCCUCCUCGCCGCGUCCCUCGCGGCCUUACAGACGAGGCAGCCCCUGAGUUCGCUCCUUGUGGCGGCGCCCGGGGUCUCUCUCCUCGCCUCUCCCCGCAUAAUCCUCUCGUGGCGCGCUCCGUGUGGCACCCCCGCCUGCUGCCGCACACGCGCUCCCACGACCGUCUUUGUCCACGUUGUGAUCAUCCACGUCGGCGAAUUGUAUCUCACGCUCGCCGUGCUGAUCCUUGAUCCGCUGGCGCUUGUCCCAUAUUUGUCGUCGUUCCCCUGA
Messenger RNA from Emiliania huxleyi CCMP1516, 453 nucleotides. RefSeq lists its product as hypothetical. The record is from RefSeq and is a predicted model, not a curated record. The coding region runs from base 1 to 453 and encodes 150 amino acids. Lineage: Eukaryota; Haptophyta; Isochrysidales; Noelaerhabdaceae. The transcript has 2 exons.